Rubroshorea leprosula is the source of this 2280-nucleotide messenger RNA. The record is from the annotation of a GenBank genome assembly. NCBI's taxonomy places the organism in Eukaryota, Viridiplantae, Streptophyta, Magnoliopsida, Malvales, Dipterocarpaceae.
UAUGCUUGCUCCCCAAGUCCCCGCCACCAUAACCCUCCAUUUCGCAAUUACACAUCUGCAUCGACGAAAUUCAAAAUUUCAUUUCCAUCCAUACGGUUUUAUCCACCUAAUUUGUCUUCUUCUUCAUUUCUCGGUUAGGGUUUCUUGAUUUUUGAGAUCGAUCGGAGUGCGACACGAUGCCGGUUAACCUCACGCGCAACGCGAUUGCGGCAAUCAAUGGCGGCGAUGUGAACUCGAAGCCGCUGGUUCAGGUUAUGGAUAUCAAGCUGAUUGGGAGUAAUCAGCAGAGGUACCGCCUCCUCCUCUCUGACUCCGAGUCGACUCAGCAAGCGAUGCUCGCUACUCAACUCAACGAUCGAGUCAGGACUGGCCAAGUCAAGAAAGGAUCGGUCGUCCAGUUGAUCGAUUACAUUUGCAGCACAGUUCAGAAUCGGAGGAUUAUUGUUGUACUGAACAUGCAAACUAUAAUCCCAGAAUGUGAAAUGAUUGGCAAUCCAAAAAUGCUUUCAGAUUCUGAUUCAGCUACUCUAAGGACAUUGCCAAAUAGCAAAUUGGAGCAGUCAGUGAGGGUUAGCAAUAAUAAUUCUAGUGUCCAAGUUCCUGUUGAUAACCAGCAGAGUUUCCGACCAACCAUUCAACCUCCAUAUCAACCAACCCCAAAUUACAAAAGGCAUGGCCCAAUAAUGAAGAAUGAGGCACCGGCAAGAAUCAUUCCUAUUGCUGCUUUGAACCCCUAUCAAGGACGGUGGGCUAUCAAGGCUAGAGUGACUUCCAAAGGAGAUCUCCGUCGCUACAAUAAUGCCAGGGGAGAUGGGAAGGUCUUCUCAUUUGAUCUCCUUGACUCUGAUGGAGGGGAAAUAAGGGUGACCUGCUUCAAUGCUGUUGUUGACCGCUUCUAUGAUGUUAUUGAGGUUGGCAAGGUCUAUUUGAUUUCAAAGGGUAGCUUGAAACCUGCACAAAAGAAUUUCAACCAUCUGAAGAAUGAGUGGGAAAUAUUCUUGGAAUCAAAUUCAACCGUGGAGCUUUGCCCUGAUGAAGAUGGUUCCAUACCAAGACAGCAGUUCUCUUUCAGACCAAUCAGUGAAAUUGAGAAUGUUGAAAACAAUACCGUACUUGAUGUUAUUGGUAUUGUGAUAACUGUGAACCCUUCAGUUCCUAUCAUGAGGAAGAAUGGUAUGGAAACUCAGAGAAGAAUUCUGAAUCUGAAAGACUCUUCUGGAAAGAGUGUUGAGCUUACCCUUUGGGGUGAGUUCUGUAAUAAGGAAGGUCAAUUGCUUCAAGAGAUGCUUGAUUCUGGGUCAUAUCCAGUUUUGGCUGUCAAAGCUGGAAAGGUCAACGAUUUCAGUGGAAAGUCCGUAGGGACUAUCUGUUCCACCCAGCUUUUCAUAAAUCCAGAUUUUCAGGAGGCUCAUGGCUUGAGAGAGUGGUUUGAUCGAGGGGGAAGGAAUGCUGCUUCUGUUUCUAUUUCUAAAGAAAUUAUGCCUGGUGGAAAACAAAAUGAGAUACGGAAAACUGUGUCUCAGAUCAAGGAUGAAGGUCUGGGAAGAUCAAGUAAGCCUGACUGGGUCACAGUGAGGGGAACUGUAGUUUUCAUUAAAACAGAUACGUUUUGUUACACAGCUUGCCCACUGAUGAUUGGUGAUAAACAGUGCAAUAAGAAAGUGACGCCAUCAGGUAAUACAGGAUGGCUAUGUGACCGGUGCAAUCAAGAAUUUGAGGAAUGUGAUUACAGGUAUCUUCUCCAAGUCCAGAUUCAAGACCAAACUGGACUGACUUGGGUAACAGCUUUCCAGGAAUCCGGGGAGGAGAUCAUGGGCUGUUCAGCCAAGGAAUUGUACUUGUUGAAAUAUGAAUCACAGGAUGAUAUAAGAUUUGGAGAAAUCAUUCGGAGCAGACUGUUUCACCAAUAUCUGUUCAGGCUUAAAAUCAAAGAGGAAAUGUAUGGUGAUGAACAGAGAGUGAAGAGCACCAUUAUUAAGGCAGACAAGGUGAACUAUUCUUCAGAAAGCAGAUACCUGCUUGAUUCCAUUUCAAAAUUUUUACGAAUGAAAAGGAAACUCUGAGCCUAAGUAGAUGAUGCUAUACCCUUGAUUCUACUAGGUAGAUUAGCAAUAUUUGGUACAUGAUUGAAUAUAGAAUGACUAACCUUUUCCAGGCUUUGCCAGAAAGGUAUCAUCAUUUGCAAUUCUGCAUCACUCUUGAUCUAUAGAAAUUUAUUUUAUUGCACUUUUUUUGUUGCUUUGGAAUGCUUCUUAAUUGAAGUAAAUGAUAUUACUUCUA